AUGAUGAUGACAAGCACUCCAUCAGCAGCAACCAAAGCCACCUACAACAAGGAACAAUUACUACACUUUUACAGAGCAAUCAGUUCCCAAAUACAAGAGCCUCCAGAAAAUUUAAAACAAUUUCCCGUAAUUCUUUCAACCAAAUUGUUACAGCCCGUGAAUGAGACUAAUCUUCACCUUUUCGAUACAGACUAUAAUAUUAAUCCUGAUACUACCUUCCCACCAACAUCCACCAGAGGUCGUGGACGAGGCGGUCGAGGAGGAAGUAGACGUGGAGGAGGUAUUAUUGGUGGAACUAGUGGAGGAGCUAGUAGCAGAACCGGAUUUAGUUCUUCCCUUUCUCUCAACACGAACAACUUGUUGGGAAGCACAAGCAAUUCAACAACAUCACCAAUGAUAGGAAAUAACGGAACAUCAAGCCUCUUGUUGGGAAGAGGAAUUGGUGAGAGACGCGGUGUUUCAAGAUCAUCACCAAACACCAAUAGUCCAAUCUCAAGACUUCCUGCGUGGGCUCUUGAUGAUGAAGACUUUUCCGCAACAACAGAUUCUUCAGGCUUGCAUUUAUCUUCAUCAACAUUUGGAGCAGCUGGCGGUACAACAUCUUUGGGAGAUGAUGAGGACACUUUUGGAACAACAGCAUCACCUGCUUCUGGAGCAUUCUCCCUUGAGAGCAUGGCUGCAGCUACAAUGAAAAUGAACGAGACUUGGAAACAUCAAUUGAGCAAAAACAAAGUUACCUCUGACAUUUCACAUCUCGAUGAAGAAUUGGAGCCGUCCUCCCAACAAGGAGACGAUAUUGAUUGGGAUUCUCAAUGGUACUACAUGUCAGAAGAUAAUGAAAUGAAGGGACCUUAUUCCUUGCAAAAAUUGAAGGAAUGGAUGGAAUUAUCCUAUCUUCAGUCAGACACAAUUGUUAAAGAGGAUUUGGACUCGUCAUUAACUCGAACUCUGGGAGAUGUAUUGAACAAUGUCAUGCCCAAGAGUGAUGAAACGAGCGAUCAAAAGCCAGUCACAACUAAUACUUCGGGCAUUAUGGCCUCUGAAAGCCCACUCAUGAGCAAUUUAUUAAUGGGAUCAUCUUCCUAUGGACUUUCUUCUGUAGUUUCUCCAACAUCUCCUCUACUUUCAGGUACAAGUGCUAACACAACCUCUGGCGGUAUUGGAAUGGUUUCAUCAUCCUUCAGAACUGAGAGCUCUACCACUCGACUCGGCCUUAAUGAGCCAUCACCAUUUUUGUCCAGUGGAACAUCUUCACUUCCCAUGAAUACACCUCUCCAGGGCUCGUUGUUGACUUCACUGAGUGGAGAAAAGACGCUCACCCCAACAACCACACAACCACCAAGCCUACCAAUCACUCCAACUCCAACUCCUACUAAUUUAUCUCAACCAUUUUCACAUCCUUGGGGAUUUUCACAACACCAGCCACCAUCCAUGGACCCAUCAACCUUAAGUCCAAUGAUGCAUCAUCCUCACCACGGUUAUCCAUUUAUGUCACCAGGUAUGGUCAACCUUCCUCCGUUCAAUAUGCCUCCAUUCAUGCAUCAACAAAAUGCUUGGGGCAUGCCUUCCAAUAUGUUAGGAUUGGGUGGAAAUAUUCCCCAGCCAGGUCAAAUGCCUGUAAGCGUCACUGAUAUUGAAAAUGAGCUAUUAUUUGUUCCUCAACAUCCAUCUGUGGACUCCUUCCAACAAGCUACUACUGUGCAUUCUGAGGCUAUGGGCACAGAUACAGUUCAUCAUCACGAUGAACAGGUUGAGCAACAAGUGUUGGGCACUCAAACUACUGUUCAAUCACCUCAGCUUGGCUCUUCUACUCAAGAAGACAAGUCUUCCCAUCAACAAGAGGAAGAAGAAGACGAAUCUCUAGCUGCAGCUGAAGAUCAUGCCCACAGUCCUCAAGAAGAAGUAUCUAAGGAACAGCAACACGAAGAGACCCCUCAAGAAAAGACACCCAAAUCAAAGAGCAGUAAGAAAUCAGCAGCGGCAUCCUCUGGUAAAAAGGAGUCAAAGGCUACUACUUCUACUGCCACCACCACAGAAAAGCAAACCAAGAAACAACCAGAACUUCCUUCAUUUAAACCAGAACCUGUGUUCAAAUCCGUUCCACCUUCUGAGGUUGUCAGCUUUGCUGAGCCUCAAAAGAAAGAGGAAAAGGGUUGGGGUGUGACUGCUACGGCAACUACUGGACCUGUACCAACACUCAAGCAAAUCAUGGAACAACAAAAGAAAGAAUCUAACAAGUUGAACAAGGAAACUCAACAAAAGAAGAAAGAAGCUGAACAAACUAAGGCCGUCAGCGCAAAUCCAUGGGGCGUUGUUAAUGUUGGUUCUGUGACCACACCUUCCAUUAAGGAAAUUCAAGAGGAAGAGGCCAAGAAGAAGAAGCAAAAUGCUCAAAAACAAGCUCAAAAUCAAGCUUCAGUACUCAAAAAAGCAACUGGCGCUUCUGCAUGGGGAACAACUACACAUCAGUUCAAGGCCAUUCCAAAUGAUGCUACCACUUCAUCAACCACCUCAUCCACACCUACAUUCUUUGGUUCUUCUACUCCAACUAGAGUUGAAACUAAAACCUUCCAAUUCCAAGCUAUUAAGCCACAACCAGUCACUUCUACCAUCACCACUACGACCAAUUCCUCCAACUCUCCAACUGAGGAAGAAGAAGAAGAGUCUCCAUUCUGGGAAUAUACCGCUCCUGCUGCUGCCACUCCAGCAGUUGUUAUUACCAACGCCUCUGAUAAGAAAAAGAAAGACAAGAAGAAAAAGACUCCUUCUAACGAGAAGCCUACUUCAUUUGCUAGCUCUGUUGGCACCACAACCUCCACCGCCUCUUCUCAACAAACAUCAAGCAUGGCUUCCACCGGUUCCUCUGAAGAGUUGAGCGUUUCACAAGAAUUCAAAGACUGGUUCAAGAAGGGACUUAAAAAGUUGAACAAGUCUGUAGAUCCUCCAUCUUUCAUGAACCUUUUAUUGUCACUCAACAGCGAUAAGGAGAUUGUGGACUACAUGUCCGAGUAUAUUGGAAACUCUUCUGCUGUUCAAAAAUUCGCUCAAGAAUUCCUCGCUAACAAGUCUUUUGAAACUCUUCCAAGCAACAAUCAAGGUGGCAAGAAGAAGAAAUAA
Messenger RNA from Naegleria lovaniensis, 3117 nucleotides. RefSeq lists its product as uncharacterized. Gene Ontology annotation, molecular function: protein binding. The record is from RefSeq and is a predicted model, not a curated record. The transcript has 2 exons. Bases 1 to 3117 code for a protein of 1038 amino acids. NCBI's taxonomy places the organism in Eukaryota, Heterolobosea, Eutetramitea, Acrasida, Naegleriidae.